Ooceraea biroi (clonal raider ant) is the source of this 12403-nucleotide messenger RNA. It is a transcript of the gene Liprin-gamma, whose product is annotated as liprin protein kazrin. The record is from RefSeq and is a predicted model, not a curated record. NCBI's taxonomy places the organism in Eukaryota, Metazoa, Arthropoda, Insecta, Hymenoptera, Formicidae. Gene Ontology annotation, molecular function: protein binding.
GUGAGCUAUUCUCAGACCGACUGCCGAUGAUAUCGGGCUAACGAUGCCCUCGUGUUAACGUCAGGUUACAAGCAGAAUAGCGAGGAAUGUGGAAAGGAACGCGGAAACGGAGAUUAAACUGAUAUCUAUUGCUUGAAGUCGCGUUUUACGUCGAUUGCAGCCUCUCGCCGCUUCUCUGAUUCAAUCUCCCCCGCGAAUAGAAAGCGGUAUGCUAGCUCUGAAUAAUCAUGAAGUCAACUUUUUAUGGAUACAAAAUAUUUUGCGGUGAUUAAACCGUGUACCGCAUUUUAGCGUUAAUUAAAAUGAACGAAAUUUAUGGACGCUGAUUUCGUCGAGGCAGAAGAUUCUUGGGAGUUCUCAACGAUGUCCGGGUCGUCUGUAUAUAAAUUUCAUUAGGGGCACGGUCGAGUUACGGGAUCGCACCUACGCGGACGUGUCGCUCAAAGUGCGAAACUCAGUUUCGCAGGCAUUUCGACUCUCUGCAACUCGAGUCCCACGACGACAACGACAACGACGAUGAUGAGACUUACGCGCAUUUACGUCCGCAUCAUAAAUCCCGGACGUUGCGCACCGAAACAUUGCAGCAAAAGCCGGAAAGUGCCAUGAAAUCAUUCGACGUUGCACAACUGUGCCGCAUCUCGCAAGAGAUAUCCUUUCGCGCUCCAAGAAAGAGCUCGAGAGUUCAUCACUCGCGCGCGUGAGGAACUCCCGGUAGAGCCAAGCGCAGGAGGAUCCUGGAGGACGAUCUGCGUCUGGCAUCCCGCAAUUUCCUGUCGCGCGACGAAGGCAGAUUCCUCUCGGCAAAGUCAUCCGGAGAAGGACGGGACGCGUCGUCGUUUCGGCGGCGUUCCUGGCGAAACAAAAUUUCGAAAUGGAUUCCUCGGUAAUUAGUUCUGCACGAGGCAACUGCUACUUGCCUCUCGCACCUCUCGCCAGGGACUCGCGCCAUCGAGGGUAAAUUAGACGCGAUAUAAAGCUAGCGUAUCCUCGAAGGUAGCGAGGUACUUGUCGGAAAUUGCGAAUCGGAUACACGGACGCAGAACGAGACGGAAACAAAUACUUUCCGUACGGUAAGAAAUUAGAGGGAGAUGGGGAGACAUUGGUCCAUGAGAUGCUCCCGGUCGACGUUAUAUUUAAUUCAUGUGCCUCGUUAUCCAAAAACACAGGGACGGUACAAACGGCCGCCUCGUAAUUCGUAUUUAUGAGCUUGGACCGGUCAGCCCUUCGAGAGGCGCGUUCGAGCCAAGUGCACGGAGGAGGAAAAUGUCGGUGACUCGGUCGUUUCCGCUGAUAUAUCGAUUGUUGUCGUAUCAUUUCCAUUUGUUUUACUUCGAUAUACUCGAUAACCGGAAUGAAUACCAUUCGUAACUAAGAUUCUUCGUGUGUGCGUAUAUAUGUGUAUGAAUCUUGAAAUUAUUGUAUAUUAAAUGAGGAUCGAUAUGCGAAAUGGCCAGAAUUUUACGCACACAUUCAUGUAUCAUUUAUUUUACGGCUACUUUCAGGCUAACCGUUUUCCAUUGUAUUAAUUUACAUUUUUUAUUAAUGUGUAUUUAAUUUAUAUUUAAUAUAUAUUAUCUUUUAUUAGCAAUCUUCGAUGUCAAAGUAAAUCGCGAAAUUGCUUUAUGAUGAAAAAUGAUCGAAACUUCGUCAUUUCCCAAAUGACCGGUAUGCGGCUGAAGGGAUCGUCAAGCCGGUGGGUGUCCAUUUCGGAAUUGGGCACCAGGGGGUCGUACAUGACUGCGAACUCCCGAGCAAGUUGACAAUACCACUCGUUUCCGGGGAUGGAGUAACACAAAUUAUUGCUCCAUCGUGAGACACAGCUGGAUCGUUACUCUAAUAUCUGCCUAUGAAGAAAUUUCCGACAACAGAUUUUCAGGAUACAUAAUAAAUUGUUUUGAAAAAUGCGCUAAUGAAAGCAUGUAGACACAAAUAAAAUAAUAAUUGCAAUUUACAUCUAUUUUAUUAUUAAUUUUUAUUUUUUGUACAUCUUUUUCAAUUUUCUUUGACAGACCUAUCUAUUUAUGCUUUGGAGCUCUCACAUGACUGGAAAUACGAUAUUUCUGCAGCCGCUUUCGUGUCUCGAUUAAUAUGAAUCGAUUCUUUUUUGCGAAAUAUGAUCCAAUUCAUUCGCGACUUUGUUACUCUUGUUCGGUCGCGAUUGCCUCGGUCUCUUUCGUCAGCGUGAAAGUGCUUAUUCGCGGAGGUUCAUCGAUACGAAUGGAAACGUAAAACAAGAGGGCAAUUUCUCCCCGUGGUUCGCGGUUCGUUGCGAGUUUCGUUUCCAUCACGUUACGCUCGCUAGAUAGUUAUUAAUCCGGCUAAUGCAGAUAGAAUUACGCGAGUUUCUCGUUACAAGGCGCGUGAUACGCAGGUAAACUAACAAUAAACCAUAUAGAAUCUUUAUUAUAAAAAAAUAUGAAAGAUAAUAAUACCGGUAUCGAUAACAUGUAUUAUAAAAUAAUGUUUGUAUUCACAUGACAUUAAUAUCUAUUGACGUAAUAAAGAAUAUUCUUUACAAACGUGAAUAAAUUUUAUAUGUAAAAACUUCUCUCUCUUUGCUUUUUAUUCCUUAAAAAUAUGUCAGAGUUUUUCUGAAAUACUCCGAGGAUAUUAAAAAAUAAGUCAAUGAGGUUGCAACGACCCAACAACGCAACAAUAAUAUUUCGUCGAGCGAAGACAAAGUUUCGCGGAUGUUACCGUCUUAAAUCUCCGCCGAGCUGAAAAUCGCCGACAAAGAUUUCCGCGCAUAGCUACGGGGUCGCAGAAAGAAAGAAUAGAAAAACGGCUGUAGAUCUCCCUUAUGAGUUCUGCUGUCGCGGUACAUAAAUCAGAGGCCAGCUCGGGUCCCUGUAAGAAUUUAUCGAGUCUAAACGCCCACGUAAUGCAAUCCCCUUGCUGUUUUGUCGUCGGGACAUAAAUAUACUGAAAUAAUAAAACAUUCGAUUUAACGCCGCGCAAAUCUCGUGUGCAAGCUUUAAUCCACUAAUCCGCUAAUUGAUUGGAUUUAUAAUGGCAAAUGACGAACGCAUCUCUGUCUCGACUGAUCAGACAAAUAACAAAGUUCGACGUUAUGGUCACUGGUACAUCUGUGCACUCGAUUUGCGAUUUAUCAUUUGUAAAGCUACGUAAAUUAUUAUUGUAAAUAACUUUAGAGUCGGACGGUGACAUUCAACAGCGAACGUUGGCGCUUAAAUAGAGAUUGUAAAUACAUACAUACAUCGGAACGGUGAAAUAAACGGAAUUGUUUAACCAUCUCGUCACACGCUAUUGCCGUUGAUCGUGCUAAACGCGAAAGUGCAUUCAAUCGAGAGCGCGUGCAGAAAUUGAAAUGGCCCACGCGCUUAAUCGUUCGUUUGCAGCGGACGCGAAUUUAUUCGGAUUGGGCACAACGCUAUCGUGCCGAAGUAGUCUAAAUCAAAUUCUCUUUCUCCGCAACGGAAUUAGCAACUAUUAAUCUUUGCAGCUUGUCCGAACAACAAAUGUCUAGCUACAUAACGGAAACCAAUAAAAUUAUUAAAAGAUUUUAAUUAUAAUUAAACUACUAAAUAUUACCAUGUCUUUGUGCGAUUAAUCGAAACAUCAUGAAGCACUGGCUUUUCUCAUUUUGACGCGAGUGUUUUACGUCUGUCGAAUUAUUUGUCGUCUCGCGUCACAUAUCAUGAUCGCAUCGCGCCGGAUAUUUCUGAUGCGGAAGAUCCGCGACGCGAAUGACAGCAACAAAAGUCGACAUUUUUUCCAUCGAGUCCCCGGUGAUUUGCGCGCGCGCGCUCGUGCGCGUCUCGCAUGAUUUCUGACACCAUGAGGCGGCGAAGGGUGCGUACGAUAGAUCUCUCUUUACGGCCGGCCGUACUGAACGUCGCAGUGCAUAAAUCAAUGGUAACGCGGUUGAACACGGCGUGGAUUUAUCGAGCGCAUCUUUUCCCCGCGUGUAAUGAUAAAUUAUGACGAUCGAAACGACGGCGGAUCUCGGGAACGUGGGGAUGGCGAUACGCGUGUGAGUGUGUGUGCAUAGGAUGACGUGUAAUAUUGGGGGUGCCACGUCGUUUUCAAAGGGAGUGGACGCGAUAUCGACGGCGAGCGACGCGAGUUGUUGUUACACGCUCGUCGUUUACUCGCCAGCCGCCAAUACGGAAAGUCCGUAUAAUGGCGUCAUCCCCGAGGCACGUAAUGAGCAACCCUCGAACGCGUUUGGCGUUGCGUUACGCAAACAUAAGCUCGCCGAGACGGUAUGCGUAUGAUAAUGCAGCUUUCUAGAGCGAACGUUGAUAAGCAAUAUUCAUCCCCUCAUGUAGAGGUACGAGAGGACGAGAGAGAGCUCCCUUAUACCCUUCGAGAAGUAAACGAAUUAAAAGGAAUUUAUUAGGUUUUAUUUCGUCAACGUUUACUUAAGCGCUGUUCGUGAUCGGAUUGUUUUUCUUGAGGAUUGGAUUGCACAAUCUGUUUUUGAGGAUCUCUAUUAAAAUAAAGUCUGUGCACGUAUGUGCAAACGAUAAUAGUAUACGGCACAACGAUGGGAAUGUAAAAAGGACCGUUUGUUCAUUGUUCCUUCUGAACGUGGACAAUAAAUCAGUGGCACCUUUCCAUCUGUAAUUUUGCGACUGGUAAUCAGACAAUCUACAUUUAAUUAGAGAAACUCAAGGGGAAUGCUGUAAUCGCGACUACACUAAUUAACGUUACUCUAAGUAUGGGUUAGAGCCGCGGCUGCGUCUAUAGUCUACAGUACACCAGCUGUUUCAGCACGAAGCACCGGCACAGACUGACAUUUACGAUAUCAGAUACGAAAGAGAGAGAAGCGUAUAAAUUAUCAUCGUUGUCUUCCUUACAAACCUUACCAUUAUAUUCGUUCGACAAUAUGAAAAGCGAGCAUCGGCAUUAACGUAAUCUUACAUUAAUGCACCAAUCAUAAAAUGUUCUAAUAGUAUUGUACAUACAUAAAUGCAUACGGUAAUUCGUACACCUUUCAAAGCGACAUAGACCGAGAAAGGUGAAGCCUACUUGAUUCUCAACAGAUUGUUUCAUUCACAAAGUUUUUCUCUGUUUUCUUUCCAUUUUUCAUAUUCUCUUAUCUUAUUCUACCGUUAUCAUUCAUUUCAUUUUAUUAUCAGCCUGUGAGACUAGGAUCUUCCACAACACGUACAUCAAUUACGUUAAUUUAAGUUUAAUAACUUCAUUGACGGAGCGAUAUUCGAUCGACUGGUGUGCCAAGUUGAAAGAUCACCAUGAGCGGGGACCGAACGUCGAAGCAGCGUCGAUCGAUCUUACGAGAGUACUACGUGUGACAUGAAUUUCAGAUAUAUCCGUGACAGGGACACACUCGGUGAAGAAUCACUCGGGAAAAUGAGCGUGGCCGUGGAGAACGGCGUGGACACCUCGAAGCCGCGCGGCGUUUUCUCGCGAGCGUUUGCCAAGCGCGCGCAGCCCUUUGAGGAAGCUCUCAAGACAUUGAAUCACUUGAACAAGGAAGGCGAGGCGCUUGCUCUUCAAGAUGACCUCACAACGCACCCCACCUUGGCCUUGAUGCGGCGCAUCCUUGCAGAUGCACAGGCAAAAUUCCGCGUGAUGGUGGAGGAGAACGCAGCGACCGGCGCCCGGCUGGACGGCGAGCUGGAACGCGCUAGGGGUGAGUGCGCCACCCUUCGCGGCGAGUUGCGCGACGUCCGCGGCGCCCUGCCGAUUGUGCUGAAUAACAACAACGCCGGGGCGGCGGCCGGCAACGGCGGCGCCAACAGCAACAACAAUUCCGGUACAGCGACCGGUGCAUCCGGCGGCAACGCAAACCCCGGCCAGGAAGUCGAGGUGCAACAACAAGCGCAACAAGAGGACAGCAAGCGGCUGAGCGCCGGCAGCAGCCCGAUCGAGAAGAGGAGCUCGGCCAGUGAUAAAUCGGCUAGUCCCAUCGAGAAGAGAACCAGCCCGGUGGACAGGAAGGAAAGGACCAGCCCCAUCGAUCGGCGAGGCAGCCCUACAGAGCGAAAAAAUGGCUCGCCCUGCCGAAGUCCGAGCGAGAAGGCUCGCCGACCGUGCGCCCCCGCCCUGGAGAAGACGCGGCUGGGUGGAUCCGGAGGUAGCGUGGAUUCGCGAUCGGGUAGCGCCAGUCCGGAUCGAGGAUCAGCUAACCGGGGUGGCUUCCUGCAUCGCGGCAGCAGUGACCGUUCCAGCGUGGAACGGCUCCGAAUAUCGACCAACCGCGACUCCUUACGAUCCAGCAAAGAGAUGAACGAUCAUGAUCAGAAGGACGCCGACAAGGAUCUGAUGGACGGCGAUGCACGCGGCGACGAAGACAACGAGCCACCCGGACCAGCGCCGGGUAGCAGGCCAACAUCCCCGACUAAUUCCCUCGGAAUUGGCGAUCCAGUAGUGGCGUCUAGGUUGUCCAACAUUCACGGCGGUGGACACGCGGAACUGGCCAGCACUAGAAGACUGCGACUGGAGAACGAGCGGCUGGUGGCCGAGGUCGCGAGGCUGAGAAGGUUGCUGCUGAGCGGAGCAGCACGGGGUGAGGUCGGUGCCGAGGACGCGGCGAUGGAGGAAGAGGCGCGCUUCGUUGCCCUGGAAAUGGAGCUGCAGCACGCGAAAGAGGCAUUGCAGACUCUGAAGGCCGACCGGAAGCGACUCAAAGCGGAGAAGUUUGACCUGCUCAACCAGAUGAAGGCGCUCUAUGGUACCCUAGAGGACAAAGAGCGUGAACUCCGCGAUUUUAUACGGAAUUACGAGCAGCGGAUGCGGGAGAACGAGGUGACCCUGGGACGUCUUCAGCAGCAAGGAGCCGGCAUGCCAUCGGAGGAACGUGAACGUGAAAGAGAGAGAGAACGCUGGAGCCUACUAAGGGCGGCGAGGGAUGAGGCCGAUCGAAGUUUGAGCCUCGCGGCUAGUUUAGCCGACAAAGAGGCCGCCCUCUCGCACGCACACGCGACCAUAAAAGAGCUGCAACGUCAGCUGGUGGAGCGCGGCGGCGGGGGCGGAAUCUGCCUGAGUGAUCAGGAGUCCCUAGUGUCGUUUCCUCGUGGUAGCGUGAACGGCGCCGCGACUCCCGGUGCCGGCAGCAGCAGCGGGGGUGGUGGCGGCGGUGGCGUCGGAGGCGGCAGUGGUUGCGGCAUCAUCCCUCAUGUAAACUCUCAACCACCUUUGGGCACGACCGAGCUCGGCGUGUCCGUGGGUAACGUCGGCGGGGUCGCAGGGGCGGGAGGAUCCUCCGGGGGCCAGGCCGGCGAUCGCGGCAGCUGCAGUGCUGACAGCGGCGUCCGCGGCUCCAGCGAUCGCGAGAGUGGGGGUGCAACGAGUGUCGGCGGAAAUCUCUCAGACUCGACGACGGACGGCACGCCGACAAUUACGGUCGAGGGCAGCGGUCUCGACAUGGACAGCAUCUCCGUGGUAUCCUCCGUAGCACCACCCCACAUAUACCAAUCCGCGACCACGCCGAAAGAUUGCAGCCCCACGCUGUCGCCCCUGAACGCGUUCUCCAGGUCCAUGGACAACUCCUCUCUAUCACGAUCGGUCGAGCAGCUAUCCAGCCCGCUGGAAUCCGAGCCGAGGAGGAACAAGCAGCCACCACCUGUCGUCGCACCUGCCGCGCAUUCGCGAUCGUCCGCCACUCGUGGCGGCACAUGGGGAUCCAUUUCAAGAGUGUUUGCGCGUUCGCGACAUCGGAAGACGGCAAACAGUUCCAGCAGCGGAGGCGGCGGCAACGAGGGAUCCGAAGGCUUUGAUCCAUAUCGAUCGUGGUCACCGCUCACCGAGGAGGGUUAUGCUGAGAAGCUCCGUUUACUCAGAGAAGCGGCCUCCGUGCCCAUGGAACGAUGGCGGGCACCUACCGUUUUAGCUUGGCUGGAGGUGGCUCUAGGGAUGCCGCAGUACGGUCUGCGAUGCGCUGAAAACGUUAAAUCGGGCAAGGUUCUACUCGAGUUGAGCGACGCCGAAUUAGAGGCCGGCUUAGGCGUGACACAUCCGCUUCACCGGAAGAAGCUGCGCCUAGCCAUCGAGGAACAUCGGCAUCCAGGUCACAUACGGUACCCCUGCAUCGCCCAGCUCGGUCACACCUGGGUAAGCUCUGAGUGGUUGCCGGAUCUCGGUCUGGCACAAUACUCGGAGAGCUUCGCCACAAAUAUGGUGGACGCGCGCAUGCUGGAUCAUCUUAGCAAGAAAGAGCUUGAGAAACUGCUCGGUGUCACGAGGAAGUUUCAUCAGGCUAGCAUCGUCCACGGUAUCCAUUUGCUACGGAUGUUGAAUUACGACCGACAGGCGCUCGCCGUCAGGAGACACCAAUGCGAUCAGAUUGACACGGAUCCUUUGGUCUGGACGAAUCAAAGGUUCAUUCGGUGGGCAAAAAAUAUCGAUCUCACGGAAUACGCCGAGAAUCUGAAAGACUCAGGUGUACACGGUGCCCUAGUCGUGUUGGAGCCUUCGUUCACCGGCGACACCAUGGCCACCGCUUUGGGCAUACCACCGGCCAAGCAUAUGAUCAGACGACACCUCACCGCCGAAUUAGAAGCGCUCGUUCUGCCAGCAAGAAGUCAGCUGGAGGUGAUACCGAGGAACAGCACCGGCGGGGGUGGUCGUCCGAUGAGCACCGCGAGCGCGGGUGGUAGUCUGGGUCGUGGGAGCAGGGCGUUGCAUCUACAGCAUCAUCAGAGCUCGCUGUCGGCCCUACACAUGACGGCGAAUCACACCGGCACCGUCGACAGGCGCAGAUCCAGCCUCAGGACCUGCAGUCUUCUUUACUUGAAAAAGUUGUCCUGGAGGAGCUCACAGGGAUCCCUGAGCAGAGCAUUCGGUCUUCGGCCUAGAAGCGAGAAGGCAUCACCGUCGUCGUCCUCAGACACCGGCAGCCUCGCCAGCCAGUGCCAAUACAUGAGCAGCAGCGUGUGCAGCAACUCGCCGCCACCACCGCAGCUUCCGCCACGGCCGAUGACGAGCGGCGGUCUCGGCGGAAGUGGCAAGCGUCACCGUCGAGUGAAGAGCAUCGGCGACAUUGAAUAUAUAAGCACGGCCGCGUAUGGCUCGUACUCGGGCUACAGCAACGUCCUGACCUCGAGUGGCGAUCAGUACCAGCAGUAUCAACAGCCACAAGCCAGCGGCAAUUAUUAUCAUCAGCUGCAGGGCGGCUAUUACUCACCGCAGAGCACUGGGCCACCCUUUCCGAGCGUGCAAAGAUACGGCAGCCUGGCCGAGGAGGCAUGGUCCUCGUGCUCCGCCAAGGGUGACGGCUCGGCGGGUCUCUCCAAGACUAAUCCGAGGACUUACUUGGCUUAGCUAGUCGCUGAGCACUCGUCGAAGAUUCGUUGAGCUCGAACAUGCGAUUGAGAGACGUAUUCUACAACGGCGUCGCUAGUAUUAUUCUUGAAAAAGCGUACGCCUGAUUUUUAAGGAUAGACCUAUCGAUAUAAUAUCUACCUUGUACCUCCUCCAGCUUUCGUGGAUUUACAACGAUUACUCGAACUGCGGCGUUGUGCACUGUGCAGAGCCCGAUGUUUCAGGAACGUGAUGCUUGAUGGGACGCUGUAUCAGAUGGAAAUCAGACGCAGACUGUAUGAUGCUCAAAGACAUCACUAUUGACAAGUUACUGAGAAUAUAUCGUUAAACCUAAGAUUCUGAGCUUCUGAUGUUUCAUGUUCAAAUUUAAGAAUAUUAUCGAGGUGACCUGAUUGAAUUUACAAUUAUUUGGUAAAAGAAUUGAUGUGAUUUCGAGAUGUCGUCAGAUAAUCAUGAGAUCAGAUCAUCACAAUGAACAACCCAAUUAAAUGAUUAAAUAAUCUCGUUAUACGUGACAACUUAAAUAGACAAUACAUUAGCUGAACAAUGGAUCACGAAGUACUGAUCUCGGGCACUUUACGAUACGAUCGAGACUAACAAAUUCUGGGCGAGUAAACAUCGAUGUCAGUUAAUUUCAAAGUUAUUCUCGAGAAUUACAAUUAUAUGUCGUACAAAUACUGGGCAGCAUAUCGUGAUGUUAGGAGACAAGUAAGUCUGACCAAAUUUUAUUAACGCAUCGUGCCAUCGAUGACAUAUAUGCCGACGAUAUAUCUGAUGGAAAUAAAUAUAAAAUAAAUAAUAUAAUUACAUGAUCGCAGAGAGGAUUAAAAAUAAGUAAACCAAUAAUGAAGAUCCUUUAGUUUACAAUCUAUGUGUAUACUACGGUGACAAUAUCACGUAAACGGUUUGCCGGAACGAUUUUUUAUUACUAUCAUUGCGAACGUACGUUCUCUCUGUGUACUGAGGUAUAUUAUAAUUUAGAUUAUAAAUUUAUUCCCUUACCUGUAAGCUAGCACGGAAAAAGAAAGAUUGUAUCGUAAGCAUUGCAAAAGCGUUACAAGAUAUUUUCGCUUAUGAACCGCGCGAUCCUACGAACGAUCAAACGAGUUCGAAAGCUUUAAGCGUGACACAUCAGCUGGCUGAAAUUGGUCGCAACGACACAAAGAAACGACACAGUUCUGGUAUCCUUCGUGUAUGCAUGCAUAUGACACACAUGUUUACGCGUGUGUACGUUUAUUCAUAUGUAAUUUAAUUAUAUUUAUCUUAUUUUCUAUUGAUAUGUAUGUACAAAUACAUGCAUGUAAGUUUCCUGCGACCACUUGACUCUAUCGAAUAUAAGUCUGAGAAACAACGCGUUUACUGUCAAGUUAAGUGUGUUGGAGAAAUAUCGUGAAAUUAAAGAACGCAGAGAACGGAAUCGCGUCACGAAGACACGCAGUCUUCCAUUGUGUCCCAUAACUUGAUAAAAUCGAAUCCUUCUCGUUUUUGAGCCAAAAAGAAGACAUUUAAUUGCUGCCACGAUAAAUUCUUUUUCUAUAGUAUUCUAUAGCAUACAAGGAUUCUUCGAGUUCCUCGAAGCUGCGAUCGAAGAAUGUUCCAAGAAAAAUUACUGUUCAGACGAUUGCGAUUACAGGGAUAAUUUCUGAUUGCAUAUCUACGAUAUAAUUCAUUGCGACCACUUCGAUGUACGUUCCGACAGUGAAGAAAUGCAGUUAUAAACGAAACGAGUCACGUGCGCGAUUCGAUCUAAUGUAAGUGCCAGAAAAUUAUUCAAGAUGCGUCAUAAUUUGGCACGCUGACGUGCAUUCGGCUCGUUGUAUCAUUAUAUACAUAUAUGCUAAUACGUACAAUUUCCUCCCACAGUGUUCGUGUGUUAUGUUCGCGCGGUCGCCAAGAAAAGACGAUAUUUUGUAGAUAAUAUAUAUAUACAUAUAUUUAACGUGAUAUUUAUUCAUAGAUUAUAAUUAUUUCUGAAUGUUUAUGUGCGCGACCCGCAUUGCCACCUUGGUCCAUCGCCACCCUCACAUUUUUCUUUGUCCCACGAGGCUUGCUUCCGAAAAAGUAACGCUUCUCUAACAAAUCAGUCGCAGCUUAGGUCGCUCUUGCCAAUUUCGAUCUAUUGGUUCAGCUUUCUCAUUCUCUUUUCUAAAGUUUCUAUUGCUUAUUUAUAAGAUUCUUAUCCAAUAAAAUUAUUUAUUCAUCUACUAUUACUUCUUUUUAAUCAUCUUUCUACCAAGAUUAGUGAGAUAUAAAAUGCCUAAGCUACUGCAUAUAAAAUAACUUAAUUAGAUUAAAUUUUAUCACUGGAAUAUAUUUUUUUGUCUGAUGAAAGAAUUUCGUUCCGAUUUUCGUAAGUCGAUUCCGACUUUUAAUACAUCUCUUUUGAAGCUUUGAAAAACGUCUACUAGCACAAUCCGGCUUCUCUCUUACUUCUAUUUCUAUACAUCAAUUUCUUUUAUUUUUGCAUUAGCAACACUUAUAGUUUGUAAAACGUAUCAAUAUUCUUUGCAUUUGAUCAUGAAAUCGCAAUCAUGAAAAAAGACCCGAGUACUAGACUGAAACGUACGUUUGAUAUCCAUACAUUUUUUAAAAUGUAAUAAUAAUAACUGCGAUUCAGAAUGUCGUAAAUCCCAUUUUUUCGUUCGCUAAUUUUGUACGACUUUCCAGUUAGAUGGAACUAGGUCUCGCAAUGUGAGCGUUUUCUUAUUUAUGUAUUUCUCGUGUUCUCGUGAUGCGUAUUCAUGUGCGCAACGCAUUCAUCUCGACUUCGAACUCGCGCAAACAAGCGAGCGAAUAAGCGAGUGACAUUAAAUAUAUUCAACAUCGAGAGACUCAAUUUCCUUCCUUUUUUCCUUCAUUUGAGAUUCGCAUCAUUUUCCUUCUUCCUCUACCAACACUAUAAAACGGAUUUAAGUUGUGAGCUAUCUUUUUUUCUCUUUAAAAAAAAGAUUCUGUCUGAAAAAGUACUGAUUCCAUAAUGUAUGGGCACCGAAGACCGGAUGCACUCGCCGGCGUGCAGUAUAUGACAUGUGCCACCCAUCGCUGCACUUGUAAAUACAAUCCCAUCACAUAUACGUACAGACCAAACAUUAAAUGUCGAUAAAAAUCUUGUUGUUGCAAUUUAUUUAAUAAAAUGCAAUGUCUUUAUCGAUUA